This is a messenger RNA of Centruroides sculpturatus (bark scorpion), 2423 nucleotides long. RefSeq lists its product as uncharacterized. The record is from RefSeq and is a predicted model, not a curated record. The coding region runs from base 264 to 2156 and encodes 630 amino acids. The transcript is spliced from 3 exons. Lineage: Eukaryota; Metazoa; Arthropoda; Arachnida; Scorpiones; Buthidae.
AAAAUAAUUCUAUAACAUUUUAAUUAACAUAUUAAGUCUUAAUUAUUGUAACAUUACAGGCAUUGGAAUGUUUGACCUUAGAUACCUCAGUUACAGCAACAGGAAGAAUAGCAGACAGAAUUAAUAUAAAAGACUCAACCGUCCAUGUAGGAAAUGUUUUUAAUAUACAACAACCAUCAAGUUCAACUGAUAAAAAUGAUUCAGAAUUUUUUCAGAUAAAGAGAGAAACUUUAAUUAAUUAUCACAAGACUAAAAAUGCUUACAUGAAAUCUUUGUUGUGGAGUGAAAGAAGUAAAGACUUUCCCUUAACAGACUACUUCAUCGAACUUACUGUUCAGAAAGCAGAUUUCUUAUGUAAAAUAGCAGGAGAAACUAUUCAGUUUACACAGAUUUUUCCAAAAUCAAUCGACACACAUGUUGCAAUGUUAGUCACUGGUGAUCCCGGUUAUGGCAAAACUACAUUUUGUCAGAAAAUAGCCUACGAUUGGGGUACAGAUACUUCCCGUACCGAUUACUUAGGACAUUAUGAUUUUACUGUCGUUAUUGUUUUGCGAGAAUUAAAGAAGAAAAGUAUAACAGAUGAGAUUCUCCAACGUAUCUGUGAAAACACAGAUACCAAUUCUAGAGAUAAAUUAAGACAAAGAGGAUUUAAUUUAUUAAUCAUUCUGGAUGGAUUCGACGAAAUAAAUGGUAAAGAUUUGAUUAUACAGUUUAUUGAAAACGAUUCAUUUUAUAUUUCGAAACAAAUGACAAUUCUUGUUACUUGCCGUCCUUACGCUGCCGAAAAUAUAAGAGAAUACUUUAAUAUGAGAUUCAUUAUUGAAGGAUUUUCACAAGAACUGAAAGAAAAGUAUAUUAAAUUGGUUAUUAAUGAUGAUAACGGCAGACGGGAUGAACUUAUAAAGUUGAUAAAAUUCAGUGAUUUUCAUUCUGCCUUAGCUGAAUGUCCAUUAAUGUUGCAUAUGUUAUGCUGUCUACCACAAACUAAAUACUUUUGCAAAAUAAAAACAAAGACCGAUUUGUUCAUUCAAAUCUUUCGUCUUGUAAUAAAAAGAUAUAUGAGAAAAAUGGAAAAUGAACAUAAUUUAAUAAAAGGAAAGUUUUUCUACGGAGAGGACUUAGUAGUUAAAUUGGGAAAAAUAUAUUUGGACAUUAUAUUUAAAAAAAGAAAAAUAGGUAACAUAAUGUAUUUUUUUGACAUUCACGAAUCGCUAAUUUUAUCAGAUAAACACUUAAAGAAACAGUUUUCAGAAGAAAAAGACUACCAAUUUAUAUUAGGACUAGAUAUAUUUGCAAAGUAUUCUGAGGUAGAAGGAAUUCGUUAUUUCGAUUUUAUACAUAGAAGCUUUCUCGAAUUUAUCAUUGCUCUUUGUUACUACCAUUCCAUGCAAAACGCUGGAGAUUGUCAUUACGGUUCUGCAAUUCUACCGUUUCUCUGUGGUCUUUAUGGAGAUGAAAAAUUUUCAAAUGAAUUCAUAAACAUCAUUGAACAGCAUAUUUAUUUUCCUCUGAUUUGGGAUGACUGUGUUAAAGAAAUUAAACAUAUAACCAACAAACAAAUAUUCCUUGUAAAAGCUAAAAUAUGUUUUGAUUAUUUCUGUCUAGAAAUGAUGACAAUUUUAUUUCAGCAACGUUUCUUUCACCUUUCUCAAAUUUAUUUUCAUUUUCCCAACACAAGAAAAUCGUAUGAAAAAAUUAAAAAACAACUAAUAGACUUACACAACAUUUACAAAGAAUCUGAUAAAUUGGAAAUAUUUUUAUUUUUGGAUAAAAGUGUUAUAUUCUUAGAAGCGAAUAGCAUUAAUAGUGAACCUUGUUCAGAAAAGAUGUAUGAUAUUCGUCAAUCCGUAGAUCUCAUUCAUAAUUUAAUAAAUAGCUUUAAAUGGGAUAAAUUUAAAAUGUUUUUUAGUGGUGUACUUUUCAUUAAAAGUGUUUAUAAUCCUGUUCUACAUUACAACAUGUAUGAUUUUUUCGAAGAUGUCGAGAAUCCUGCAAUAAUUCCGAAAGAUCUUAAACUGAAAUCGCAUGAAACAAAUAAAAAUUUUGUUGUUCUCGUUACUAAAAAUAAAUUGAUUGGAAAAAUCAAAUACUUGAUUUCUAAUGAACAAUAUUUGAGUCUAAUAUCAAGCUCUCAUCUUAUAAUAAAUAAACAGUAAAUAGCAAUCUGGCAUAGAACUGUAUUUGCAUUUUUAAUAUAAUUAUUAUGAUAUUUAAAUUGUGAUAUAAUUAUGUUUUCUCAAUUAACUUAUAAUCAAUACUUUGUAUAAUACUAAGUCAAUAUUUUGUGCAAAAAAAAAAAUAAUUAAUGUACAGUACUAUAAUUACAGUCUGUCAGAGAAGUAUAGGAACACCAUAAAUUUUGUGUUUAUUCAAAAUUUAUUUUCAAAUUAUUAUUGGAAAUAUUAUUAACUAUUUUUAUCAUU